ACAUGUUAUGAAAAUUUUUUCAUUCGAAGCAGUAGAAACUAGAAUAUGUAAUCAAGCUAUCGUUAUUUUAUUAUUUCACUGCUUCAUUCAGUUGGUAAUUAAAGUACACAAAUGGAAGACAAUCGUAAUGGCACUUCGACCAUUGCUCGUGGGAGCUAUAAAAUCGAAAAUGGACGGCUAAGCUACAUAGGCCAUGAUAUAACUCGAAUCCCAGACGUCUUCGGUAAACUUCACGGAUCAGAAAUAACAACUUUGGAUUUGAGUUUCAAUAACAUUAUGAAUUUGAGUAGCUUGGAGAGAUUUCCUGCUUUGACUCAUUUAAUUUUGGACAACAAUCAAUUAAGUGACAGUAUUAUGUUCCAACCAAUACAGACCUUGGAGACAUUAUCGUUGAACAACAACAAAAUUACAGAUUUGGACGGAUUAGUACAAAAGCUACGUAAAAAUUUCCCCAUCUUGAGACAUCUCAGUUUACUCGGUAAUAAAGCUUGUCCAAAUCAAAUUUCCGAUUCGCAGAAGGAUGAAGAUGAUUACAAACGAUACAGAUGCUUCGUCCUGCAUUACUUGAGAACUUUAAGAUUCCUGGAUUUUUCACCAGUAUCUGUGCAGGAGCUUCGAGAAGCAGCUAUUAAAGGACAAUUUAUGCUCAUCAAGAGACCUAAAGAGAUACCUGAAGUGGACGAUUUCUACGAACAAGACUCAUGCAGGUACACUCCAUUACCUGAAUCCGAUCAAAAAGUUGGUGAACAUAAAGGAGCAUAUGGAAUGUUUAAAUUCCGUUACACUACCAAACAGUCGGAAGGUAAUCGGUUUAUCGUGAAUAAUGACUUAUGAAUUUGUGUUCAGUUUUUUAAACUUAUUGAUUAAGGCAGCUCAUACGUACUUAACAAUGAAAUUUUUCCUCAUUCCGAUCCAAUAAUGUAAGAAUACUUAGUAUCGACAGUUUGACUGAUAUAUUGCGAAACCAAUUUAUCAAUUUUUAUUAUUUAUGGUUAGUUACCUUUAUUGCGUGCAAUUUUAUAAUACGUUCCACAUUUUUUUUAUACCCUUCGUUAGUAAAUUUUUUUAUUCUUGAGAAAA
This is a messenger RNA of Planococcus citri (citrus mealybug), 1080 nucleotides long. Its product is annotated as leucine-rich melanocyte differentiation-associated protein-like. Gene Ontology annotation, molecular function: protein binding. Gene Ontology annotation, biological process: melanocyte differentiation. The record is from RefSeq and is a predicted model, not a curated record. The transcript has 5 exons. Bases 112 to 834 code for a protein of 240 amino acids. NCBI's taxonomy places the organism in Eukaryota, Metazoa, Arthropoda, Insecta, Hemiptera, Pseudococcidae.